AUGUGGCUCACAGUCGGGGUGAUUGUAGUGGUGGCUCUUCUUGUCACCAUAGCGAUUUUUGGCGACUCUCCUCUGUUUCGAGGCACUUUGGUCCACCGUUCCAAAACGUAUAUUUUCCACACAUGGCAUAGUUUGAGCCAUGGUUUCCACCAAGUAAAUAACCAGUAUUUCAAUGGGCGACUAGAAAAGUACUUGGGCUGGCUCGUGCCUUCGUUUUAUAUAGUCGUGGUGACAUUUUGCAUUUUUCAUUUUUUCAAAUCUACCUACCCAAUACUGCCAUUUGCCAACAGCUACUUCCACAAUUUUUUCAUUGGAGCAUCCAUUAUACUGAUCUAUGUCUUCACAUACCUAGCCACGUUCUCCGACCCAGGUAUAAUUACCACCCAGUCGGUUUCCAAGGCCAAAAAGUUCCCCAACAACCAACUCAUCUUUUUCGAUGGUCGAACUUGUUCCACUUGUUUGCUCGAAAAACCAGCCAGAUCAAAGCAUUGCUCUGUGUGUGGUCACUGCAUCAUGCUAUUUGACCAUCAUUGCAUCUGGGUCAACAAUUGCAUCGGUUAUUACAAUUACCGGUGGUUUGUGGGGUACCUCAUCGCUAACAUCAACUUUCUCAUUUACGGUGGAUUCGUCAACAUUUGGACUCUCCAAGCACACAAACAGGCCCACCAAGGAUACUGGAAGCUUAUAAAGUCUUCGGAGGAUAUGAAAAUCACCGGAAUUUUUGCAAUUCUUUGCACAAUAUUCACCAUCAUUACCAGUGCAUUCACGGCGCUUCAUAUCCGAUACAUCUACCUUGGAGUCACCACUAACGAAUACGAGAAAUGGGCCGAAAUCGAGCAUUUAAUAGGUUUGGGGGCUCUUUAUAAAUGCGAAAACUUUGACCAGCCGUAUGUGGAACAAGCGGUGGUUCUUUCGAAUGAUGCCUAUGAAACCGUCUAUAUCAGUCUCGACGAUGCAAAGAUCUUGUUCAAAGAUUCAGACAAGGUAUCACGACAACCAGUGACAUCCAUGGAACGAGACUUGGUAAAUGUGUACGAUUCGGGAUUCUGGAACAAUUUGAAGCAGCGGCUUCUACUCGAAGACACUUAA
This is a messenger RNA of Meyerozyma guilliermondii ATCC 6260, 1089 nucleotides long. RefSeq names its product palmitoyltransferase. Gene Ontology annotation, molecular function: protein-cysteine S-palmitoyltransferase activity. The transcript has a single exon. The record is from RefSeq and is a predicted model, not a curated record. Gene Ontology annotation, cellular component: endoplasmic reticulum; Golgi apparatus. Gene Ontology annotation, biological process: peptidyl-L-cysteine S-palmitoylation; protein targeting to membrane. Lineage: Eukaryota; Fungi; Ascomycota; Pichiomycetes; Serinales; Debaryomycetaceae. Bases 1 to 1089 code for a protein of 362 amino acids.